AUGUCUUCCGACGACGAACGCCAGAAGGCUCUCGACUCCUACCGGGCCAAGCUGCUCGAAUCCCGGGAGUGGGAGGCCAAGCUCAAGUCCCUCCGGCUCGAGAUCAAGGACCUGCAGCGGGAGUUUGACAGAACCGAGGACAACAUUAAGGCGCUGCAGAGCGUCGGACAGAUCAUCGGCGAGGUGCUCAAGCAGCUCGAUGACGAAAGAUUUAUCGUAAAGGCGUCGUCCGGUCCGAGAUAUGUUGUCGGAUGCAGAUCGAAGGUCGAUAAGGUCAAGCUCAAGCAGGGCACGCGAGUGGCUCUCGAUAUGACGACACUCACCAUUAUGCGUAUGCUUCCCCGAGAAGUGGACCCCCUCGUUUACAACAUGUCGCUGGAGGACCCCGGUCAAGUCAGCUUCGCCGGAAUCGGUGGCCUCAACGACCAAAUCCGCGAGCUGCGCGAGGUCAUCGAGCUGCCGCUCAAGAACCCCGAGCUCUUCCUGCGCGUGGGUAUCAAGCCGCCCAAGGGUGUCCUGCUGUACGGCCCCCCCGGUACGGGCAAGACGCUCCUUGCCCGUGCUGUGGCGAGCAGUCUCGAGACCAAUUUCCUGAAGGUGGUCUCUUCAGCAAUCGUAGACAAGUACAUUGGAGAGUCCGCCCGCCUGAUUCGUGAGAUGUUUGGCUAUGCAAAGGAGCACGAGCCCUGCAUCAUCUUCAUGGACGAAAUCGACGCCAUUGGUGGUCGCAGAUUCUCGGAGGGAACUAGUGCGGAUCGCGAGAUCCAGAGAACGCUGAUGGAACUGCUCAACCAGCUCGACGGUUUCGACUACCUUGGCAAGACCAAGAUCAUCAUGGCGACGAACCGACCUGAUACCCUUGACCCCGCCCUGCUCCGUGCCGGACGUCUCGACCGUAAGAUCGAGAUCGCCCUCCCGAACGAGGUCGGCCGCUUGGAAAUUCUCAAGAUUCACGCCUCCGGCGUGGUGACGGAGGGCGAGAUCGACUUUGAGAGCGUGGUAAAGAUGAGCGACGGCCUCAACGGUGCAGAUCUGAGAAAUGUUGUCACAGAAGCCGGCCUGUUUGCCAUCAAGGACUACCGAGACGCGAUCAACCAGGACGAUUUCAACAAAGCGGUACGCAAGGUCGCCGAGUCGAAGAAGCUGGAGGGUAAGCUCGAGUACCAGAAGCUAUAA
Colletotrichum graminicola M1.001 is the source of this 1176-nucleotide messenger RNA. RefSeq names its product 26S proteasome subunit P45 family protein. Gene Ontology annotation, cellular component: cytosolic proteasome complex; proteasome regulatory particle, base subcomplex. Gene Ontology annotation, molecular function: ATP hydrolysis activity; ATP binding; proteasome-activating activity. The transcript is spliced from 4 exons. Lineage: Eukaryota; Fungi; Ascomycota; Sordariomycetes; Glomerellales; Glomerellaceae. The record is from RefSeq and is a predicted model, not a curated record. The coding region runs from base 1 to 1176 and encodes 391 amino acids. Gene Ontology annotation, biological process: positive regulation of RNA polymerase II transcription preinitiation complex assembly.